Molecule: messenger RNA, 2838 nt
Organism: Ophidiomyces ophidiicola
Lineage: Eukaryota; Fungi; Ascomycota; Eurotiomycetes; Onygenales; Onygenaceae
Exons: 1
Coding region: 1-2838 (945 amino acids)
Source: RefSeq, a predicted model, not a curated record
AUGCUCGCCGCGCCUGCAAAGUCGGCCAAGCGCCUGUCCUCGCUCUUCUCCCUGGGCUCGUCGCGGCCCAAAGACGACUCCAAGCCGCCGCGCUCCCACGCCGCUUCGCACUCUCAGUCCCAGUCCCAGUCUCCGUCCCCGUCCCAGUCGCAGUCGCCGCACGCCACCGCUGCCCGCCAUGGCCCCUCGGCCUCGCAGCCCGCCCUUCGCCACUCGGCCUCCGUCCAGGACCUGCACAACAAAACCACCACCACCCCGCGAAACGUCUCCGCGCCGCUGCCCAGCUGCGAGUUCCUGCCGCCGCCUGCCCUCGCCAUGGUGAACCCCAGCGUCGCCGCCGCCGACCCCCUCGACGACUCCCGCCAGCGUCCGCAGAGCUGGGCCACCAACUUCAGCCGCCCCAUGUCUGCCUGCGAGCCCCUGCCCACGCCCAAGCCGCCCAAGACCCGGAGCUGGGUGCCUGGCAAGCUGCGCAAGGCCUCCGAUGCCAUGCCCAAUCCCGCCCAGAAGAUGCGUGCCUGGGUCGCCGGCACGCCCCAGGAAAUCCCCUACGACGUCGACCGCUUGGUCGCCGGCGACAAGGUGAGCCUCUCUCGACGACAACAGCAGCAACAAUCACCGCCGUGUCAGCCUGAUGGCCUAACCACACACUCCCCGCAGGUCUAUGAGCUCUGGGACGACCAGGGCGACACCUACGUGUAUCUCUUCCCCCCCAGCACCGGCCGCCCGCCCUCCUUCAAGGUCCACUCCGCCGCCUUCGCCGCCUCGCCCGCCCUGACCAUCAUGGCCCGCGGUGCCGACCCCGCCGCCCUGCCCGAUCGCCCCGUCGACCGCCCGCCGCAGCUGCAUCUGUCCGUGCCCAUGUCGCCGCCCGUCUCGCCGCCCCACGGCUCCCUCGACGGCUCGCAGGAUGGCUCCGACGGCCGCCGGUCCAGAGACUACCUGCUCGACGAGUCCGCCCAGGAGCUGCAUCUGUUUCUGCCCGUGCCGUUCGUCAGCGACGUGUCCGGCCCCCAGCCCAUGCUGCACGACGAGGACGUCGACAUGCUCGUCUUGUUCCGCAACAUCUUUGCCUUCCUCGUCGGCCAGUCGCUGAUCGCCACGCCCCGGUGUCCCUCAGUGUUUGCCAUCUUCAUGGAGAUUGCCGGCCUGCUGGAGCGAUUCGGCUUCUCGAACCUGGACGGCUCGACGUUUGGAGAGACGGCAAUCUCGAGCUUUGCCUGUUACUGCGAUGAGUUGGGGCUGUCCGACGUGCGGCGGAGCUCGGAAAAGACCCUCCAGGCCAUCGUGCUGGGAGAGAGGAUGCGCUAUCUUCCUUUAUAUCAAGAAGGAUUCAGCCAUGGCGUGGGGAAACUGGACGAUAUUAAGUUAUGUGACGGAUCCAAAUAUGCACUCGUCACAAAGUUAACUCAAAAACGAAUGGAGAGAGGGUACCUGGACCUCGAAAACCGCCUGAAGGUUGCCAGGGAAAAGUUGGAUGAUUUUGAUUUCCCGCAGCUGUUCUCGGGUUUCGCAAACUCUAAUGUCAUGAACGAAGCCAGGCUGAUUAGCUUCAAAAACUGGAAAAAUGCUUAUGUUGCCUUCCGCAAGCACGUCAUGUCGUACUAUCGCGCCCGCUUUGGAUCGUGGCCGCCGAGGGCCAAUUCCAAAAAGAACCAGUUCGAGGAGAGCGGCCUGAAUCGCCUGGUGCUGCGAGAGCUGUACCGCGAUUUCACCGACCUCUAUGACAUGCUGGUCGACCGCACCUCGCUCACCACCCGAUCGUCGGAUAUGAAUCUGACGGGCCUCGAAGGCGAUGGCGUAGAUGCCCAGGAACCUUCCGUCCGGGCCUUGAGACAGCUCAUGAGUGAGUUCGACAGAAGCACGCCUCCUGUGGCGCCCCCGAUUCCGUUUGAUAUCCCGCUCCGACCCACCAUCCGCUCCAUCAAGCGACGGCUGGACCCGAAGAAAGAACCCAAGGAGAGGGCCAAGAAACUGUCCGCCGGCGAAAUCAACGAGAUCCUGCUGGCCGGCUACAACCACAAGAGCAUGAAACCCACGCCGUUCCUCGAAAGCUUCACGCAGUUCGAACGCCGCGUCGGCAGCGGCAAGAACACCGACGAACUGGUCGACAACCGCUGCGGCCAGUGGCUGUUCAUGUACGCCGUGCUGCAGUCGCUGCCCAUGGUCAUCGUCGACGCGCCCGACGUUAAGUUCAGCGACGGUGUCGAGUACUUCCUCUGCAUCCCGCCGCGCGGCGGCUCGCCGUGGUGCAAGGACGAUCCGCGCUCCGGCCGCAGCUGGUUCGGCGUGGCCGGCGGCGCCGGCGUCGUCAACCUGCCCUCCGACGUCGUCGCCAACGGCGUCGAGGGCGUCUACCGCCGCAGCCACUGCUGGCAGGUCGCCUCGCGCUGGGCCGACCAGCACCAGCUGCUCUCACCCGCCAUGCAGCACCACGACUUCGCGCCCAACCACAACAUCCACAGCGCUGGCACCGGCACCGGCACCGCCAGCGGCAGCGGGCCCGGCACGCCCGCCUCGCCGUACCAGCCGCCGUUCAUCGCGCCGCCGCUCUCGUCCACCGAGUCGAACUCCGACCGCCAGCCCACGCCGCUCCUCACGCCGGGCACCAUCACGCCGCCCAUGUUCUCGCUGCCGCUGCCGCACCCGGGCUUCGCCGCGCGCGCCGGCAACCGCUCGUCCAUCCACAUGGGCAUCGAGGCGCUGCCGCUGCCCGCCGGCGUCGCGCCCAUGGAGCCGCUCCCCGCUCGCCCGCUCAGCCACAAUCCCAACUUGAGCUUCGAUCAGAUCCUCGGCGGCAUGCCGCAGCAGCAGCAGCAGCAAAGAGGGAGGAGGUAG